ACAAUAAAGUCUUUGAAUAAUUUAGUCUUUAGCCAAACACUUGCUGUGGUCGACGAAAAUGUUGCUGACAGUUGUGGUCUUUUAUUUAACCUAUAUUCAAGUUUCAUAUACGUUGCCACCAAAUAUUUAUAGAAAUAAUGCUGAUAACCUUCAAACUAGAUAUAAUGAAAGGUUUAUUCAACAUUCAAAUUUGGAAGAGCAAAAUGUAUAUGCAAAAGGCUCACACAAUUACCACCCAUUACCAAAUAUAGGAUCACAUUCAAAUUUCAAUAUUGCUCAAAGCAAUGCAGCGGUUGCAUCAGGAAAAUUAGAGAUCAUAAAUGAAAAUGGAAUGGCAAAUAAUGGAAGGUUGAAACAACGAAACGAGUUCAGACCAAAAGUAAAUCAGUACAUUAACGUACCACAAAACUACGAAAGCAUUUUAAAUAAUUUGAACAAUCAGAGAAUGAUUUCACAAUUUCAAGGAGAAAAUUUAGCCAAACAAUAUGGCCUACCUCAAAAUUUCAAAAUUAACCUACGUGGGUAUGUCGCUCCGGAUAUAAACAAAGGAUUUAUUCCACCGCAGUCCGCUCCACUAAAACCGUUUCCACAAAUCAGGCCUGUUCAAAAUACAAUACAGCCAACAGGUGUAAACAUCGGUAAUAAUGUGAACCGCCCAAUGCUGAACCAGCCAGUUGCAUCGUUACCCAGUAAAGUAAAUUCAGAAAAUGCUCGUCUACAAUCAAAAAAAUCGUAUACUAUUGUUCAUCCAAAUGGAACUAUUGAAGAAACGGAUGAUUUUGAAUAUAUCAAAAAGAAUUAUCCGUACUACACUGUGCACGAUUUAAAUAAAAAAAAUAUAAAAAAAGAUAGUAUUGCCGAUAUGAAAGUACAUGCUGGAAGUCCUCUUGUAAAUCCUACUAUUGUACCAAUUUACAAUCUUCCACUAGAACAGCCUUUAUUAAAUUUUAACAAAAAAGAGACACUAGUACCUAAUACAUUAGUUCAAAUAACCCAGUCACAGAUUAAUCUCACCAAAAUAGAUGAAUCCGCUAUAGUUAAUGCAACUCAUGCUAACGCUAAUAAAGAAACUUCAAGUUUUAGACCCAUUUCACCAAGAAAUUUAACCUCCCAACAUGAUAUAAGCAAACCUGGUUCCCAAAAGUUAUAUACAAGCUUCUUAGAAACACUUCAAUCCAUAAAAAGUAAUGAUUCAAAACAUUUACCUGUAAUAGAUAAAACAAGCCCAAAUUUAGAAAUAAUUAAACCCCCUAAAAAGAGUCAAGAUACCAAAAUCGAAUCUGGUAGUCUACUUCAAGAUAAUGUAAACGAUAUGCUCGAGAAGAUAAGUGCUAUCGACUUUUGGAAAGAAAUAGAUGUUAUUCAAAUCACAGAUGAAACAGCUGCAGGUGAAAUUAACAAAGAAAAUUUAUUUAAAAACUUUGAAACGAUAGAUUCGAAUGAGGACGAAGAACUUACCAAAAACUCAACAUUAAACCCAGAGACGAUACCAAGCAAGGAUCUAACUUUUGAGGAUAAUGAUGUUAUAACAGAUACCAACGAUACUUACGAUGUUUUUAAUACUAAUCCAGAAGUAGUAGAGGAUUUUGUCAGCUCCAUUGAAGAUAGACUAGAGUUUAUCAAACCAUUUUUAAUUAUAAAUGAGACUGAUGCUAUUGAUAAACAAGAAGAAAAUAGUCACGAACCAGGAAAUUCCUUAAGUACUAACACCAAUGCAUCAGGUCAAGCCUUAACUAAUCCUAUUUAUAUCCCACAUAUAUCGCUAGUUAAAGGCGAUGAUACGAAUUCCUCGUUUUGGUUUACGACAAAUGACAAAAAGGCGUUGGAGAAACUGUCGCCACAAAAGAGGAAAAAUGUAACGAUUCCUUCGACACUCACUAAUGGGGAGAAUAAAACUGGCACAAUGUAUUCUAAUGAAUCUAAAGAAAAUACUACUUUUGAAGAAAAGAAGCCUGUAGACAGCAAAGAAGAAAUAAAAAAUUCAUAAUA
This is a messenger RNA of Pieris rapae (cabbage white), 1989 nucleotides long. RefSeq lists its product as uncharacterized. The transcript is spliced from 6 exons. The coding region runs from base 59 to 1987 and encodes 642 amino acids. The record is from RefSeq and is a predicted model, not a curated record. Lineage: Eukaryota; Metazoa; Arthropoda; Insecta; Lepidoptera; Pieridae.